UGUGAACCUCGGUAGGCCAGUUCUGAAGGAUCUCUAUGAAAAUUUCAAAGCUUCUUUGGAAUCAGAAAAUACUGCAAGACGAUUGGUGGCUUACUUCUCCCAUGACACCAUGAUCGAGAUGGCGCUGUGUGCGAUGGGGCUCUACCAAGACAACUUUGUACUUCAAGGGUCGAAGAUAGACCCUGACCGGCUGUGGAGGACCAGUUUCAUUGGGAGCUUCGCUGCGAACAUCCUGGCUGUUUUGAAUACUUGCAACGAAACAGAUGGCCAGAACUACCGAGUCCAGAUCUUCUUCAACGAAAAAGUGACUGACCUCUGUCCUCUAGAAGGGUGUUCGUGGGAGGAGUUCGACGCUUACUUCCAGAAGUAUACCGCAGCCACCUUGGACUUCUGUAGUAUGGACUACACGGGCCCAGAAGUACUCUGAUGACUUGGA
Ostrinia nubilalis (European corn borer) is the source of this 436-nucleotide messenger RNA. RefSeq lists its product as uncharacterized. The coding region runs from base 110 to 427 and encodes 105 amino acids. NCBI's taxonomy places the organism in Eukaryota, Metazoa, Arthropoda, Insecta, Lepidoptera, Crambidae. The record is from RefSeq and is a predicted model, not a curated record. The transcript has 2 exons. Gene Ontology annotation, molecular function: acid phosphatase activity; inositol phosphate phosphatase activity.